This is a messenger RNA of Aphidius gifuensis, 1369 nucleotides long. RefSeq names its product acyl-CoA Delta-9 desaturase-like. Gene Ontology annotation, molecular function: iron ion binding; stearoyl-CoA 9-desaturase activity. Gene Ontology annotation, cellular component: endoplasmic reticulum membrane. The record is from RefSeq and is a predicted model, not a curated record. The transcript is spliced from 5 exons. NCBI's taxonomy places the organism in Eukaryota, Metazoa, Arthropoda, Insecta, Hymenoptera, Braconidae. Gene Ontology annotation, biological process: unsaturated fatty acid biosynthetic process. Bases 149 to 1174 code for a protein of 341 amino acids.
AGUUGAUAUUGAAUUGUUCUAUCUGUUCAUACGAUAAUUAUUAUGUCUAGAAAUUAAAUUUAACAAAUAAAUAAAUAUCUUUUUUGUUAGAUUUAUGUAACUAAAAAAAUAAAAAUAUAUUGUUUUAGCUGUGUUGAUAAAAUUUAAAAUGUCAAGUAAAUUUUCCGAAAACAAAAUUGAAAAAAUUAACUCUAAACAUUUGUUAAUGAAAAAGUUUAAAAAAAAAUUUUUUAAACAAAUUAUCUGGACUGUUGUUUUUAUUUUUAUUCAUUUAUCUGCUAUUAGUGGACUUUAUUUUGUUUUUACAUCAGCUAAAAUUAUCACCACGAUUUUUUCUUAUAUUUUAUUUUUACUUGGUAAAUUUGGAAUAAAUGCUGGUGCACACAGAUUGUGGUCACACAAUGCAUACAAAGCAAAUUUUUUACUUCGUGUUAUUCUAAUGUUUUUCAGCACAUUAGCUAACCAGAAUUCAAUUUGGAAAUGGGCUAAAGAUCAUCGAGCACAUCACAAGUACAUGGAAACAAAAACUGAUUCUUGUAAUUCUGUUUAUGGUUUUUUUUUUUCUCAUGUUAAAUUAUUAAUAUUCAAAGAGAACAAAGAUACUGAUAAUAUUGAAAAACAUAUUGAUUUACAAGAUCUUGAAACUGACAAUGUUGUUAUAUUUCAAAAAAAAUACUAUGUGAUCCUGGUUUUAUUGGUUUCAUUUAUUUUACCAUCAAUAAUACCAGUAUAUUUUUGGAAUGAAUCAUGGAUUAAUGCUAUUUUAAUUACUAUUUUUUUACGUUACACGAUUGGAUUAUAUGAAACAUUUUUUAUAAAUCUAGUGACUCAUAAUGAUUAUGGUAGACCAUAUGACAAGCAAAUCAAUUCCAGCAAAAAUUAUAUAGAAAGUUUGGGAAUACUUGGCGGAGAAUGUAACAAUUUUCACUAUACAUUUCCAUCAGAUUAUAAAACAUCAGAGUAUUAUCAUUACAUGUCUAAUUGGACAACUGGAUUUAUCAAAUUAUUAGAAAAAAUUGGCUGGAUAUAUGAUGUUAAUUGUGUAUCUGAGCAAACAAUAAAAAAACGUUGUUUAAAAACUGGUGAUGGAAGUCACGAGAUAUGGGGUUGGUGUGACAUUCAACAAUCACAAGAAGAACCUGAAGAGGCAAUUUUUAAUACCUUCUAUACAUAAAAUUAAGUAAACAUGUAAAUUAAUAAAAAUAAACUCAUCAUUAAUUUGUUUAAAUAUUCAACAACAUUCAUCAUUAAAUAAAACUAACAAUUAUUAUUUUUUUUUAUUAAUAUUCUCAUUAUUAUUCAUAUAUGAACAAAAUAAAUAAAUAAACAAUUAAAUAUACACAUUAUAAAUAAAACGAAAAAAAAAAAU